Linum tenue is the source of this 678-nucleotide messenger RNA. Lineage: Eukaryota; Viridiplantae; Streptophyta; Magnoliopsida; Malpighiales; Linaceae. The record is from the annotation of a GenBank genome assembly.
CACGGCGUCAGGAUCUCUGGCGGGAUACUUGACGGACAAGGUACCAGACUCUGGUCAUGCAAGCUUCACGCAAGGAAGGACUUCCCCGUCGGCGCUAGGAAUUUGCACAUCACCAACUCAAACAACGUGGCGGUCGACGGGCUGACCUCCGUUAACAGCCAGAAGUUCCACAUCGCCGUCACCGGCAGCCAGAACGUGAAGCUCCAGCACAUCACCGUCCACGCCCCGGGGAAUAGCCCCAACACCGAUGGCAUCCACGUCGCCAAAUCCAGCUUCGUCACGGUCCUCAACUCCACCAUCUCCACGGGCGACGACUGCAUAUCCAUCGGCCCGGGGGCCCGCAACGUGUGGAUCGAGCGGGUGGGGUGUGGGCCGGGUCACGACAUUAGCAUAGGGAGCCUGGGCUGGAGGUUCCAGGAGCCCGGUGUGGAGAAUGUUACGGUCAAGAGGGUCCCCUUCAAGGAGACAACCAACGGGCUCCACAUCAAGACUUGGGCCCGGCCCAGCUUGGAUUUUGUGAGGAACGUUCUUUUUCACCACGUCGUCAUGGACGGCGUUAAGAACCCCAUCGUCGUCGACCAGAACUACUGCCCUGGAAACAAGAACUGCCCCAGCAAGGCCUCUAGGAUCAAGGUGAAGGACAUAAGGUACAAGAGCGUAGGCGGCACGUUGCGGUGA